Molecule: messenger RNA, 814 nt
Organism: Exophiala mesophila
Lineage: Eukaryota; Fungi; Ascomycota; Eurotiomycetes; Chaetothyriales; Herpotrichiellaceae
Exons: 1
Coding region: 57-770 (237 amino acids)
Source: RefSeq, a predicted model, not a curated record
UAUAUACAAAUCCUCAUCAAUAACAAGAUACAUCCACUACCAUAUCAAUACACAUCAUGUCCUACCCUCUACAUACCCAACACACCAUUCCCGCCCGCUCAGGCAUUGCCGUGCAAUUACAAAUCAACCAAACCAUCAAAGUCAUCAACACACAUGGCUCACAAGUCAUUGAUUUCUGGGCCUUGACUACUAGUACUAUCCCUGAAUCACCAGCGUCGUCAACCGAAGAUGGAAAUGAAACUCAUAUUCUUAUCCCCCCAUCCUAUCUCUCCAUGAGCCACACUCGAGGCACCACACUCCAUUUAUCCCCCCUUGUCGGCGAUACACUCGUUACCAACCACCGAAGUCCAAUCUUGACAUUAAUCGAAGAUUCCACCCCUGGUGUUCACGAUACUUUGAUCGCAGCAUGUGAUAUUCAUCGAUAUCGUCAAUUAGGUGUUCCCGAGGAUGUGUAUCAUGAUAAUUGUGUGGAUAAUUUCAGAAAGGCGGUUUCGACGUCAACAUACUCCUGGCCAGCUAUGCAAACUCCUCCGGAUCCCUUGAAUCUAUUCAUGAAUAUUCCUGUUGAUGGAAGGGGUUCUUCGGAGAAUGAUGAUGAGAAUGUCACAGCAGGUGCAAAUAUUCGAUUUGAGAAACCGGUUUGCAAAAAAGGGGAUUAUGUCGUUUUCAAAGCGCUGACUACUUGUUUGGUGGUCAUGUCCGCGUGUCCGCAGGAUUUGGUCAAGGUUAAUGAUAUGAUGCCGACGGAGGCGCAUUUUGUGGUUAGUUAGUUAAUUAGUUAGAUGGGUCAGGAUUAUCAUUUCAAUCAUUAAAG